Molecule: messenger RNA, 1586 nt
Organism: Vitrella brassicaformis
Lineage: Eukaryota; Vitrellaceae
Source: the annotation of a GenBank genome assembly
AUGUAUUAAUUCAUCGCGACACAUCAAAAUGAAGGUCACCACGAGCACUGAGAUUCACCGUCUCCCAUUUACAAGUACGCAGAACAUGCAGGACACACUCUACAGAGGUAGGUCGACACCAGGCAGGCAGCAGCGAGUCGCGAGUAGUAGCCCCGACCCCCAUCCCCCACGGGGGCGUUGAUCACGUCACCCGCCCGUUGCCGCACACCACCACGACCACAGACGUGACGAAUAGCGACAAGAGCAGGACGGUACACGCCAGCUGCCUGGCGUUGAGCCGCCGGAGCCACUUGUCGCCCUCCUGGCUCUCAGGCCCACAGGCAUCCUCACGGCAGCUAGGAGUGGACGGUGACGGGUGGCCCUUGAGGCAAAACCCAUCACGCUUAUCCUGAUCGAAAGAUGGAUAGAUUGACACAAGGCAAGACGACAGUGGUUGGGUUCCGUGCGGUCGGCUCAGCGUCAUUCGUUCCUUACCCAUUUCGAUUCGUCGAGAAACUCCGGAAAGAGCUCGACGAACGUCUGCACCGACACCACGAAAGCACACGGGAUGGUGGAUGCCAGCAUGUGUCCGUGUGUGUGCGCGAGGUGUUCUGACCUUGUUGGACUUGUUCUCCUCAAACGUCCUGAAUGCAGCCAGCCAGCAACAGGGACACAGGCAACACACACUCAGCUCAUGAUCAAUGACGCCAUCCACGCAUGCACAGCCUAACUCACUUGAGUGCGAGUUUCCUCCUGUGUGCAAAGCUGGAGAGAAGGCCGCCGGUCGUCCGCGGCUCUGUGGGGUCGGUCAUGAAGCUGAGCAGACCCGUGAGAAUCGACUCGAUCCUCCAAGACGGAUUCCAACUCUCCUGCACACAUACAGAUGUAGACAGACGUGGACAUCCACACAUGACAUUACACAGGUAGGCCGUACAGGAUGGAAAUCGGACAUCGAAAGGCACAGCUUUGUGUUGAUCUGAAAGCGACCUGAGAGAGAGAUGAACAACCAUCCAACCAUACAUGCCAGCCAACCAGACACACAUCCACACAAACAUGAACAUGAGCCAUUCUGUGGCAGUCUGCGAUCCCGUGUGUGCACCACCGAUGUGACAAUACCAUUGUUGGUGAUCAUGUAGAUUGCAGGGGGGGCGAAGGGGUAAUUCUGGGGGAACACCUGUUCAGGAGUCACGCGUCCCGAGUGAGUGCAGUGCAGCCUCAUGUGUUGUGUAUGUGUGCAUCGUACGAGCUUGCCAUGGUAGACACCGCCAGCGUAUGCCGUAUCCUUCGGCAAGUCGUGGCUGCCACACAGACACACACAGACAAACCAAACGAGGAGAGCAGAUCAAUCAGCAUUGCCGCCAUUCAUGUAUGUGUCCUGUGUGGAUCUUACAGCACGUAGUGCCAGACAAACAUGCUUGAAGGAGAUGGUUUCACCACUAUGUGCGGCACAGGGUCCUUCUCGAGCUGACAGCACACACAGGGCAGGCCUCACCUCGUUACACCAGAGUCGUUGCUCUCGCCACUGCAGCGCUGACCUGAUGCAACUCGCGGUUGAGCCUGCCCACCGCCAUGUUCCUCCUCAAUCGACACUUUCCUUCUCCUCCUUC